AUUUCAUUUCAAUAAACUCAUUAAGCUUUGAGUCCAUCUGAUAAUAAUCUCUCUAUACAAAUGGUUGAUUCUGAGAAGCAAAGCGAUUUCAAUAUCAAAGGACUAAGCCUCGUAGAUGUUUCCUCCGAAGACGAUCGCCUCGUCCAUUCGCCUCUCUGCGAUCCUAUUAUUCCUCAAUCCUCAGAGACGGGAAGUGAAACCAAAACUGUUAGGUUCGCCAUGGAUUCCGAGACCGUUGAAAUCUCAUCAGGCUCCCAUGACGAAGCUGAAAAAACAAAAGAACCUUUGAAGUCUCCAGUACAAAACAAGACAAGUAAAAAUGGAAAAUAUAAUUUGCGCAAAAGUUUAGCAUGGGAUAGUGCUUUCUUUACUAGUGAAGGAUUUCUGGAGCCGGAGGAGUUAUCUAGCAUGCUGGGAGGCAAUGAGAAAGAUCAAAUACAAGCAUUGCCUGCGAUUCAAGAGGAUGUAAACAAGUCUUUUGAUUCAUUAACAACGCUGGAUUCUGAAACUUUGACAUUGGAAAGUCUAGAGGCUGAUUUAUUUGAGGAUGUAAGAGCUUCAAUCCAGAAAUCUAACAAAGUUUCUGUUACAGCAAAAUCUAGUGGCAAAAAGGAGUUGAAAACAACAGAUGGUAAAACUGUCUCAUCUUCAAAAAAGGUAGAACUUGCUACUCAAGAUAAGAUGAAGCAGAAAGUUACUCCAAGGAAGCCCAACAUUGGCGUGAAAGACUCUGCAAAAACAUUGAAGCAGGUUGUCCGUCCACAAAUUUCACAAACUAUGAAGUCAGUGGCUAGGGGUGGAGAAUCAACUUCAUCUCUUCAUAAGCCACCAAAGGUGUUAAGCAGCGUUGGUCCUUCACCAAAAAAGGUUUCCUUGGGUGCUAAGAAUGUCAGAAUGGAAAAAGAUAUAAAAACUGUAACUGGUAGAGGAACUACAGUAUUAAAAACUCCUUUGGGUGGUGCAAGAAGCAUUGUGCCUAGGCCUAAACCAUCUUCCAAAUCUUCUUCUUGCUCCCCAUCCUCUAGCAAAACGGAGCUGAAUUCUUCUUGUUCCUCACUUGAAAGUUGUGUCAGUGUUUCGUCCAACAGAACUAAUAAAUCUUCCUUGAAUUUGAUUAAACCUAAAAAUGGCCCCAAAAUUGUACCAAAAAGUAAAGUUCAAGCAGGCAGUUCAAAGCUCCCAACCUUUUUGAAGUCUUCUACCAAGAUAUCUUCCAGUAUAUCUCCAGCAAGCUCUAUAAGUGAAUGGUCUUCAGAGUCAUCAUCAUCUAUCUCUGCUGCUAAUCAAAGUUCUAAUGUUGCAAGAGCUAGCCUUGGCUCUGGCUCCCGCAAGGGACCUGCUAUAAAUAGCGAUGCUCACCAAGUUUUGGACUUGCAGAACCAUCCUACUGGUGAGUUCUCACAGGGAGAUGGCGCAGAGGUUACUGGCUUGCCCAAUGAAAGUGAAAACAAAGUUUCUCCUGGAACUAGUAAACUUCAUCAUCCAGCUUCAAUGAAACCCUCCGGCCUCCGCAUGCCGUCACCAAAACUUGGGUUCUUUGAUGGGGUCCGAUCAUCGGGACGCACUCCAAAUGGGAGUAUGUUGACUCAUCCUGGUGUACCUAGCGGCUUGCCUAAAAUUGGAGCAAAAACCACUAGUCCAAGUGUAAACUCAAAGAAGGCAAAGAUUGGAAAGCUUCAACCUGUUAGGACUCUUACUGCAAUUCGAAGCCCCAAGGUUGAUGUUAAGCAAACUUCCUCUGCUAUAAAAUCGAGUUCUUCCAUCUCUAUUCAGAAAUCUUCAAUUGCUGGAACAACGGUAUCAAGUUCUUCAAGAAACCUCAAAACCAGCCCUGGCAUAUCUCCGAAACUUCAGAAUAAAUCCUCUCCUAGAAAUGGUAUUGGUUCUGCUGAGAAAGUAGCAGGCCAGGAAAGCAAGGAAGGUGCUCGCAUAAAGGAUGCCAAGAUUGUUCCUCUUGAUGGAGUACUUGAAACAACUUCUAAUAUAGCUUCCAAGUUGGAUGUUCAAAACACAAUUGCAUCAAAAGAAGCAGCUGAAAAUGAGACAUACAGUUAUCCAUACCCCAAGACUGAAACGGUUUUCCUUUAUGAUGCCAACAAGAAGGAAGAAACUCCUGUUGAAGACCAAAUAGGCGCUGUUAGGAAAGAUCCUAAAGCUGAGUUUGAGAACAGUUUGUCAAAUCCCAGUCCAUCCCCGAUGACUUCUGAAGUUACUUGUGGCUCAAGGAUACCUUUAUUGGUCAAGGAUUCUUUUUACAAUACAGAUGCACCACACGAUGUGUUAUCAGGAUCGGCGGCAACCGAGAAGACAACCACAUUAGAUAGUACAUUUCCUGAGAAUAAUAGCUAAGUGCAGCUGCCUAGCUUCAGAUUCUUUCAAGUAACGUUGGUAUGUAUGUGCCUCUUCCAGUUAUUCUUAUUUGGAACUAUUUUGAUACAAGUCUUGUAGAUUCGAUGAUAAACUUCUGUAAUUCAGGAGAAAUAGUUCUCAUGUUCGAAUUCCACCAGGUUUGGAUAUGAUAUUUGUCAUGGAGAUAAGCUGGUACCUGGUUCGAAUUUCACUAAGUUAGAAUCUGAAGUUUUAUUUCGUGUAGGUAGUGUCUUAUGAGAGAGUUAUUCAGGG
Molecule: messenger RNA, 2622 nt
Organism: Hibiscus syriacus
Lineage: Eukaryota; Viridiplantae; Streptophyta; Magnoliopsida; Malvales; Malvaceae
Product: serine-rich adhesin for platelets-like
Exons: 8
Coding region: 61-2349 (762 amino acids)
Molecular function (GO): microtubule binding
Source: RefSeq, a predicted model, not a curated record